ACGACAGCUGCUGCGCAUGCAAGGGGCAGAUGCUGGAGCCUAUGACGCCAGAUGUUGAUAUGCUUGGGACGUCUGUAAACCUUCUCUAAACAUCAACAAGCCUUGAUCGUCCUUUGUCUCUGCCUAUUCUUGGCCAACAACCGUUGCACCCGUUUCUGUUACUAGCUCCCGUCGAAUGACUCACUAGUACGGACAUAAUAUCCGGAAUCAUCAACAUUGUGCCUUAUAUCAAGGCAGCUACGACCUCCCGACCCUGGCGGUCAACUUCGCCACUCUACGCGCUCGGCGCGUCGCGAGAUCAUCUAUACUCCAAAAUCCAAUAGUAAAUAAUUGACUUGCCCAUGGACGGAACAUCAUCUCUUGACACGACACAGUACUCUUGCCUGUCUGGUUGAGACUCGGAAAACGACCCUCUCAGCCACAGCCUCGAGGCUUCACCAAUAUUAUUAGGCACGAUGCCUGCACAACGUCAACAAGACCUACCCGUCGAGAGUUCUUGGCGCUUGGUGGAAGGCGGCGAAAACGACAGCUUCGACACGUCCAUUCUCAACGAUCUGGAGGAGGAUGAUAGCUUCCUGACGGAGCCGUCGCAAAUGCCGUCACAGUCAUUCAGCAUCGGCGGUUCUCAAGAGUCGCACCACAGCGUUCAAGAUUUCAUGAACAAAGCGGACGAUGAGCGAGUCAUCCUUCGCUCGCCAUUUCAGCCCACCGUACGACGAGACCCAAACCGCUCUCCCGAACCGGAGUUUAUCAUGCCAUCCAUGCGCUUCAGUUCUACUUCGGGGACGGGAACCAGCCCCCAACACAGUAGCGGUCACUCCUCGCGGACCGUUCGCCCCAGCGACGUCUCUUAUCAGCAGCAGGACGUGCGGCGUCGUGCGAUACGCCAAGCCAGCAAUGGAAGUCCUACAUCUGCCAGACGUGGCGACCCCAGAAGAGUGAGGGGUUACUACGAUGAACCGGCUGAGCCCAAGACCGUUGCGGAGCGCCUGUCAGAGUCUCUUCCAAGUGCAGCCUUCAACAUCCUAGCAUGGAUAUUCAACGUCAUUGGCAUGGCCCUUGGCUAUAUCCAAAAGCCGCUGGCGCUAUGUCUGGCAGUCUGGCUCUUCUUUGGCGCCUCCAUAAUGCUUCAAAAUAUGGUCACCAAGUCAAUCACAACAUCGCUCUCGCCGCUCUGCCGCAUCCCGGGCGCGGCAUACUUAGACCUCCCGUUUUGCCCCUCGUUCACUACUUCACCAGGCGGAGGCAAAGAGUCAGGGUCUGAGUCUGCCAACGUUGAGUUUGACGACCUCAUGAACGUUCAGUCACAAUUCGAGCAAGUCCUCGAACGCAGUGCCGAUGGCGUAUCCCUACCAAUGGAGAUGAAGCGUUCCGAGUCUUCGAUACGCGAUCUACGCACCAUGGUUCGGUACUCGGAAUUGCCACAGAGAGACGAGCUGGUGUACGAGUUCAACGAGUACAUCGAUACCGCCCGCUUGACGGCCUCUGACUUGCAAAAGUUCAACGUUCAUGUGGGAUCCGCCGUCGACUCCGUUAUCUCGAUCAAUCGUUGGACAUCUCGCUAUCUCGAUACCCUCUCUGCAUCAGAGACGACAGAGGUAGGACUGGUUUCCCAGUGGUCCAGCUGGCUCUUCUACCCCUUUACUCCCACAGUGACACCCUUCUCCGAACGGACCCUUCUCGACAAAUACAUCGAGCACACCGCCCUCGUCUCUGACCGGAUCUCCUCUCUCAUAGUAGAAGCGCAAGGAGUUCUGCUUCUACUCACAAAGGCGGAGGAGAACCUGAACCAAAUUUACGAAAUCGUCACUCGCUCGUCGAAUUCGGUAAAAUCCCGUCGAGACGAGGUGCUCUGGACGUUGUGGACUCUUGUCGGUGCGAAUAACAAACGCCUGCAUAACCUCAACGCCCAGCUCUCCCUCCUGCGCCAGGUGGAUAGGCAGCGCGUCACGGCUGUUGCGCAGAUAUCGGCUCUUAUUGUGGACCUUGAAAAGAUCCAGGCCGGGCUGGGUGACCUCCGCGACCGCGUUGCCGCUCCCGAACUCGUGCGUGAUUCGGCCAUAGCAAUCCCGUUGACAGUCCACAUUGAGACUAUCGAUCGUGGAGUCGAACGACUUGAGGAUGCUCGUCAGCGGAUCCGCGCCGCCGAAAACGACCGUAUCCGCGAAGCGCUGGCCAGAGGAGGCACAAAGGAAGACGACAAGCUCAUUGAGGGACGUUCAUAAUGAGAGAGGGCAGAGAAUGUAGGAAGGAAUACGGCAACACAUGGAAUUGCCAAGACAUGACGAGUGGAUGAAAGUUAAGAUUUCGGGUGUUUAUAAUGCAUAACUGAAAGUGCUUGAGACGAUCAGUUGGCCCGGCUUGGCGAAACAAAUGAGAUGAAAGCUGGCAUAUACCAUGAUUCGGAUGAAACGACAAUAGCGAAAAUACCACGU
Molecule: messenger RNA, 2435 nt
Organism: Colletotrichum scovillei
Lineage: Eukaryota; Fungi; Ascomycota; Sordariomycetes; Glomerellales; Glomerellaceae
Exons: 1
Coding region: 456-2225 (589 amino acids)
Source: RefSeq, a predicted model, not a curated record